This is a messenger RNA of Procambarus clarkii (red swamp crayfish), 948 nucleotides long. Lineage: Eukaryota; Metazoa; Arthropoda; Malacostraca; Decapoda; Cambaridae. The record is from RefSeq and is a predicted model, not a curated record.
AUGUUCUUCCCUCUGCCUGAAGGAGACGCUUUGUUGGGACUAGAAACCUUAUCGGGUCUGGUCUCUAUACACCUGGUCUCUGGCCACACUGGACCUGGUCUCUAUGGCCACACUGGACCUGGUCUCUAUGGGCACACUGGGCCUGGUCUCUAUGGCCACACUGGGCCUGGUCACUAUGGCCACACUGGACCUGGUCUCUAUGGCCACACUGGACCUGGUCUCUAUGGGCACACUGGGCCUGGUCUCUAUGGGCACACUGGGCCUGGUCUCUAUGGCCACACUGGGCCUGGUCUCUAUGGCCACACUGGACCUGGUCUCUAUGGCCACACUGGGCCUGGUCUCUAUGGGCACACUGGACCUGGUCUCUAUGGGCACACUGGACCUGGUCUCUAUGGGCACACUGGACCUGGUCUCUAUGGGCACACUGGACCUGGUCUCUAUGGCCACACUGGACCUGGUCUCUAUGGCCACACUGGACCUGGUCUCUAUGGGCACACUGGGCCUGGUCUCUGGCCACACUGGACCUGGUCUCUAUGGCCACACUGGACCUGGUCUCUGGCCACACUGGACCUGGUCUCUAUGGCCACACUGGGCCUGGUCUCUAUGGCCACACUGGACUUGGUCUCUAUGACCACACUGGACCUGGUUUCUAUGGGCACACUGGACCUGGUCUCUAUGGCCACACUAGACCUGGUCUCUAUGGCCACACUAGACCUGGUCUAUAUGGCCACACUGGACCUGGUCUCUAUGGCCACAGUGGAGCUGGUCUCUAUGGCCACACUGGACUUGGUCUCUAUGACCACACUGGACCUGGUUUCUAUGACCACACUGGACCUGGUUUCUAUGGGCACACUGGACCUGGUCUCUAUGGCCACACUAGACCUGGUCUCUAUGGCCACAGUGGACCUGGUCUCUGGCCACAGUGGAGCUGGUCUCUGGCCACACUAG